ACGCCGCACCUGAUAACACCAUUGCGCCCGUCUUUUUUUUUUUUCCUCCCAGGCGGCACGCCCCUCUCUUCUCCUUCCCCACCCCCGUCCGUCAAAGCGAGAGCACCGUAUCACCGGCCUGCCUUUCCCUUCCCCCCCUCCGAUCCGCGCCCAAAGAUACCUUUUCUCCCUCGCUCGCGCCGCCGUUUUGCGACCAUGGCGGCGGAGGGGGAGGUCAAGAACCCGUCAGGCGGCGGGGAUAAUCCCCAGGAAGCGGCGGUGGUGGCGGCGGCGGGGGAGGAAGCGGUGCAGGAGGCCGGAUUACAAGGGACCGACCAAGAACCGGAAGGGGAGAAGGCGGAUGGAGAGGGGAAGGAGGGCAGCAGCGGCGCGGGGGAGAAGGAGGACGGCGCGUGCAGAGAUCUGGUCCUGGUCGAGGAUCCGGAGGUGGUCGCCGUCGAGGAUCCGGAGGAAGCCGCAGCGGCCGCAGCACUUCAGGAAGAAAUGAAAGCACUUGUGGCAUCGAUCCCUGAUGGUGCUGGGGCUGCAUUCACUGCAAUGCAACUUCAGGAGCUAGAGCAGCAGUCCCGGGUGUAUCAGUACAUGGCUGCCCGUGUACCUGUGCCUACCCAUCUCGUCUUCCCCAUAUGGAAGAGUGUGACUGGUGCAUCCUCUGAAGGCGCCCAGAAGUACCCUACAUUGAUGGGCUUGGCAACACUCUGCUUGGACUUUGGGAAGAACACAGAACCGGAACCAGGGAGGUGCCGGCGAACAGAUGGGAAAAAGUGGCGAUGCUGGAGAAGUACUAUCCCAAAUGAGAAAUACUGUGAACGCCAUAUGCAUCGUGGUCGCAAGCGUCCUGUACAGCUUGUUGUCGAGGACGAUGAGCCUGAUUCUGCAUCAGGAUCAAAACCCACAUCUGGCAAGGUCACCGAAGGUGCCAAGAAGACUGAUGACAAGACCUCAAGUAACAAGAAGCUUGCAGUGGCAGCACCAGCUGCUGUGGAGUCGACAUGAUUGAUGCAGCGAUAGUAGUUGCAGAAAGAGCAUAACAGCGCUGGCAACUAGUGUUUGCUUCUUAUUGUAAACCUCCAAAGACUGUAGUGUGGUCUUAGCUAUAACCUCAUUAAGCAAGGAAAAUGGCUCUGGAAGGAAGCCACAAAAACAUCCCUUAGCUAUCACUGAAAUUUUCAUUUUAGGUGUAUAGUUUGAUUUAGCUUUGUCGUGCCUUCGGCCUUCAGGUAGGCAAUGCGGCAUGAUUUGAUAAAUCCUCCCUCACUGACAGUAUCGCAUUGUGACCCAAGAAAGCCGAUGGAAGAGUCUGUGAGACUAGAUACUAAGCUGUUUGAUGUGUAUCUUUAUUGGCCAGCACAAUUAUGUGAUUUGUCAGUUGUAUAACCAGUGGAAGAUCCAUAAUUUUAUGCCUUGUGGAGAUUCAGCUGCC
This is a messenger RNA of Phragmites australis (common reed), 1423 nucleotides long. Its product is annotated as GRF-interacting factor 10-like. Gene Ontology annotation, molecular function: ATP binding. Gene Ontology annotation, cellular component: nucleus. NCBI's taxonomy places the organism in Eukaryota, Viridiplantae, Streptophyta, Magnoliopsida, Poales, Poaceae. The transcript has 3 exons. The record is from RefSeq and is a predicted model, not a curated record. Gene Ontology annotation, biological process: regulation of DNA-templated transcription; DNA-templated transcription; developmental process. The coding region runs from base 196 to 996 and encodes 266 amino acids.